Chiloscyllium plagiosum (whitespotted bambooshark) is the source of this 2992-nucleotide messenger RNA. RefSeq names its product monoacylglycerol lipase ABHD2-like. Gene Ontology annotation, biological process: steroid hormone receptor signaling pathway; medium-chain fatty acid catabolic process; medium-chain fatty acid biosynthetic process. Gene Ontology annotation, cellular component: sperm flagellum; sperm plasma membrane. The record is from RefSeq and is a predicted model, not a curated record. NCBI's taxonomy places the organism in Eukaryota, Metazoa, Chordata, Chondrichthyes, Orectolobiformes, Hemiscylliidae. Gene Ontology annotation, molecular function: monoacylglycerol lipase activity; acetylesterase activity.
CCGGUGGAGCUGCCGGGCGGGGAUGGAGCGGCCUGUGGGUUGUCAAGAGGAGGAAGCGCCGCGUCUCUCUCCCGCAGCCACCGUGUGGAGCCUCCCCCACCCCCUCACAACAACUUUUCAGAAUAGUAGCAGUAUGAUUUAGGUGCAAUAAUUGCCACAGAACUCGCCAUUUUACAUCCGUCUCUAUCUUUUGAUGUCAUAUUUCUGGAAUUUUUAAAGCAACAAUGGCAGACUCCGAGGGUGUAAGGAUUGCGCCUGAAAUGCCAGCAAUGUUUGAUGGGAUGAAGCUGGCUGCAGUCGCUGCAGUGCUAUACAUCAUUGUAAGAUGUCUCAAUCUUAAGAGUCCAACUGCUCCUCCAGAGCUGACUUUCCAGGAUAACGCACUCUCACGAUUCUUGCUGAAGUCAUGCUCACUGCUGACCAAAGAAUAUAUCCCACCCCUGAUCUGGGGCAAGAGUGGACAUGUACAGACAGCAUUAUAUGGUAAAAUGGGGCGUGUAAGCUCUCCUCAUCCUUAUGGUCUCCGCAAAUAUCUCUCUAUGCCUGAUGGAGCGACUGCGACAUGGGAUCUUUUUGAGCCUUUGGCAGAGCAUAACACUGGAGAGGACAUUACUAUGGUGAUUUGUCCUGGGAUAGCUAAUCACAGUGAAAAGCAGUAUAUCCGAACAUUUGUCGACUAUGCGCAGAAGCAUGGCUACCGAUGUGCUGUUCUUAAUCAUCUUGGCGCGUUGCCGAAUAUUGAGCUCACCUCUCCUCGUAUGUUUACAUACGGUUGUACGUGGGAGUUUGGUGCCAUGGUAAAUUACAUAAAGAAAACCUUUCCUCAGACCCAGCUGGUGGUUGUGGGUUUUAGUCUUGGUGGAAACAUUGUUUGCAAAUAUCUUGGAGAGAAUCGAGCCAAUCAAGAGAAGGUUCUUUGUUGCAUUAGUGUCUGCCAAGGCUAUAGUGCACUGCGGGCACAAGAAACAUUCCUCCAAUGGGAUCAAUGCCGGAGGUUUUACAACUUCCUGAUGGCAGACAACAUGAAAAAGAUUAUUUUAUUUCACAGAAAAAUUUUAUUUGGAGAAAAUGAAUGCAAAGCUCCAAAUUCUCUGGCAGAUGUAGACCUUAGCAAACUUUAUACAGCAACUUCCCUGAUGCAUAUCGAUGAUAACAUCAUGAGAAAAUUCCAUGGGUAUGACACACUGAAAGAAUAUUAUGAGAAAGAAAGCUGUAUGCACUAUCUUCACAAUAUCCAGGUUCCUCUUCUACUAGUGAAUGCUUCUGAUGAUCCCCUAGUACACGAAAGCUUGUUGACCAUUCCCCGUUCACUUGCAGAGAAAAAAGAAAACGUCAUGUUUGUGUUAACUCUACAUGGUGGCCACCUUGGAUUCUUUGAAGGAGCAGUACUCUUCCCAAAACCUUUAACUUGGAUGGAUAAGCUUAUAAUAGAAUACACAAAUGCCAUCUGUCACUGGGAGAAAAACAAGCCCCAUUGUACGGCAGCUGGAGACCAGAGUUGCUCAGACUACAGCGAUUAACCUUUGCACAAAUCCUGUGUGUCAAAACUCUGAUCAUUUAGCCCUUAUCAUUAUUACAUUCCUGACCUGGGUUUGACUACCUUAAAACUAAUCCCUGCUAUUAAUGUAGUUCAACCAGCAGAAUCAAACUCUUUUAUCACAAAGGUUUAAAUAUGAUUGCAACGCCCUUUUCUAUGCCUAUCUCCACCAAAAGCAACUUGGAGCACACACAAAAUGAUGACUCACUGUGUUUGCACAACAGCGUAGUUAUUAGACGGGGGACAACAGUUACUCUUACCAAGGAAUAGCUGAUAUCAGUAGGUUUGGAGCAAAUGAGCUACAUAUAGGGUUUCCAGAAGUUAAACGUGUCUUUGCAAGAGCUCAUUUGUUUCAAAAAAAAUUGUGCCUUCUAUUACAUUUUUUUAAUUUAUGACAAAAGGUGUUUAUUUUUCUGCCCUACCAAGAGAUUCAGUUUUGGUCAUUUGAUCAGACUAAGUGCAGCAAAGUGCUUGAGUUUAAAAAAAAAUAAAUACAUUUGCAAAGAGAAGACUUUCUCUGGUUUUUGUCUUUUUAGAGAAACAAAAUUUAGAACUCUCACUUGGAGGUAUGGUUGGGGGAACUCUUGCAACAUCAUUUUAGUACUUCUGUUUGCCCCUCUGGGAAAGGUACUCCAGGUAGAUAUUGUAAACAUCCUGUUCAGAUGUGUUUUGAAAAUCUUGAGGAUUUGGUGGGACUUGAACUUGAGCUUUCUGGCUCAACAGUAGGGACACUACCACUGCAUCACAAGAGCUGUCUAUAUGUAUUCCAGAAACAAUAUUAAGCUGGAUGAUCUGCAGGUGUGAUGCAAGUUGCCUCUGGAAUAAGUCUCAAAUCUGAGUGUUUACUACUGUGGUGCUUGAUCACCACUAUUUUAGCUUUUCAAAGCAGACACAAUGGAAUGUCUAUGGAAAUAAUUUUGCAAAAAAAACCCCCAGUAAUUUCCACUUACAUCCAUGUAUUUCUACUUGUUUUGUAUUUUUUUCAAAUAUGGAAAGUGCAACUGACCCAUGAGCAUAAAUUUGGACUUGAUCUGCACUUAUUUAAAAAUCAUUUUAAAAAUGUUUUUUUUACUCUGGUUAUAAAUGCUGACCUGUGUCGAGAUCAUUCCACUGAGAACCUGAUACCUUCUCAGCCAUUCCAGCAAGUGCAAAGUUAAUUGUGAAUCCUUUUAGGUCAGGUGACUGUUCUAUAUUGUCUGGUGGAAUUUGUAUAUGCACAACCAUUUAAUAUGUUCAAAGUAAACAAUUGAGAGUUGGCGUAAAUUGCAGGGAAAUUAGUUGAAACAUUAAUUAGUUCUUAAAGCCUAUUUCUUGUCACUAUUAUAAAACUGUUUCUCAAGUUAUUCAUGAUCUGUACAGAGUUAAGUGAUUUUGACUAGGGAAGCAAUAAUAGGAAAUGCUCCAGUUGGUGUCUAGACUCCAAGGAUAUUGGAAAUAAAACAUUGCCUUCCACUU